UUAAAAUUCUGAAGGAUGGUCUGAAUAUAGUAUCUGACAAACAUCUGAAUUACGGCUAUAUAAACAUUUAUACAAGUAUAUUUAUAUGAAGUAAUGAUACUGUUCCUGAUCUGCACACAUUUAAUAAGCAGUGUACAAUAAAACUUCACGUCCCUUCAUUUUUCUUGGCCAAGUGAUCUAUGAUAAUGAAUAAGAGUCUUGAAAGUUUAAUGCAUUGUGCCGGUGGUAACUCUUCAGAACGUCAAUCAUUAGACGACUUGCAUGAAUCAACUACAGCUGAAGACGCUGGGUUAGAUGCUGGCGAUGACUUCACUGACGAUAACAAUUCCGAGUCACAUCUACGGAGGCGAAAAGGGAAGAUAAUAAGUUGUGCGAAGGAAAAAAUAGAAAAUGCCUCCCGUCAGUUAAGACGUAAACUACCCUAUGCAGGUCAUUUAAUGACACCCCGCAGGUUAUGGCUUAACAAAAUUCCUACGCAGUGUGAUGUUGUUAUUGAGUUUCCAGAAGAUGCGCCUGAUGAAGCUUUACGUUGGCUCCUUGCACGAAUACGGGCACAACCGCAUGCAGGUCUGGGACUGAUAGUUCAAGUCAAGGCGCAUGAAAGUACGCGAAGAAAUGCUUUUUAUAUAAGCGCUCCAGCGAAUGUCCUUUUUAAAGCCGCUGAAGAAGCGCGUUUACCUAAACGUCUUCGUCCUGAUUUAGGAGGUGCGUUACGAGAGUUUACUACUCGUGAAAGUCAUUGUUUCCAACAGUUAAAAAACGAUGAUGGUGGUGCUACACUUUUUACUUCACAAGAAAGACAGUGGUUAGUUCUUCAAGUACUGCAGGGACUACGCGCAGGUCGAGGCGAUAUAGAUGCUUUACAAGGUCGGGCUGCUGUUGCAGAGGGUCAAAGUAUUGUCGCUGCAUGGCAAGACUCUGGUCUUAUAACACAAGUCUUUCCUUUACAUGAGACUGGAAGCUUAACACAAUUACAAACUUGUUGGGUUAAACAAAUAUUUGCACCACAACCGCUUGAUGAUAUUGCUGAGUACUUUGGUUUUAAGGUGGCAUUAUAUUUUGCUUGGUUGGGGCAUUAUACAUGUGCUUUGGGCGUUCCUGCUGUUUUUGGUUCCAUUCUGUAUUGCAUCCUUUGGGGAAAAGGUCAAACUGCACAAGACAUGGGACAUGUACUUUUUUCAUUAUUUAAUGUUGCAUGGGCUUCCCUAUACUUAGAAGCUUGGAAACGAUAUUCAGUAGAGCUUUCAUUUCGUUGGGGUACAUUAUCUACUCCGCCAGAAUUGCUGGAACCACCUAGACCACUGUAUAAGGGUCCCUUAGUCGAAAAUAAUGUAACCGGCCGUCUGGAACCGAAAGAAGCUCCAGUGUGGAAACGUCGUGCAUUUCGUUACUUUGUUAGUUUUCCAGUUAUUGGACUUUGUCUUUUUCUAGUGUUUCUUGUAAUGUUCAUAAUGCUACGAUUUCAGGACUGGUGGGAUGCCAAGUUACCAGAUGAAAGUAUUAUAGGCUGUUUAAGUGUUAUACCAAAAGUGUUGCUUGCAGGAGCAAUUACACUUAUGGAUGAAGCGUAUUUUAAGUUGGCUGUUUGGCUAAACAACCGUGAGAACUAUCGACUGCAAUCGAAAUAUGAAAACCAUCUCAUUGCAAAAGUGGCACUUUUUCAAUUUGUUAACUCUUUUCUAUCACUUUUUUACAUCGCAUUUUAUUUGCGAGAUGAAGAAAAGCUUAAAGAACAAUUGGCAGGGCUUCUUAUAUCUCGGCAAAUCAUUGGCAAUUUGCGUGAAUCCGCUCUUCCAUACUUAAUCGAACAGUGGAGAUUGGCAAAGUUAAGCUUCAAUAUGUGGGGUGCAUUAAGUCCUACUCAAGUUUGCAAUAAAUCCAUAACAGACUUCAAUGGAACGUCUGCAGCACAAUCUAAGAAAGAUACACCACAUCGUACAGCAAUGAAAUUUAUACAACAAAAACAGGAAGAUGCAGUAUCGACUCCCACAAAACGUAAUAUUGGUCAAGCCGAAAUAGAAAGUUCAUUGUACAAGUAUGAUGGGACCUUUUCCGAUCAUCUGGAAAUGUUAGUACAAAUGGGUUAUGUUGUACUUUUCUCAGCCGCUUUUCCGUUGGCGGGUGUUUGUGCUCUGAUUAAUAAUUUAAUGGAAAUACGCUCGGAUGCUUUUAAACUGGCACAUGUGCAUCAGCGACCGUUUGGACAACGUGUUGCUAAUAUUGGUACAUGGCAAAAUGCUUUAAGUAUUUUGUCUCUAGCAGCUGUGAUUGUUAACUGUGCGUUAAUUGGAUUAUCGGGGCAAGUCUCUCGCCUAUGGCCGGGUCUAACAACUGCACAAACAAUUAUUUUAAUUGUUGCAUUGGAACAUAUUAUGUUAGGUUUGCGUUCUGCUUUAACGUGGCUGCUCCCUGAAUUACCGUCAUGGUUAGCUGCUGAAAUUGCCCGCGCUGAACACUGUCGACGGGAAAUGCAAUGUAAGGGUAUGUCGCCGCGGCCGACACCGCCAACCCCACCAUCAACAACUUCGACACAGCCCGAUCAGGACGGCAUUAAUAUGGAUGGGACAUUGACAAAUGAUCAAUCGAUAGAUAGUCAAUUCGUUGAUGAAAAUGUAUUUCAAGGACAAAUAUAUAAGCAAGCAGGAUACUCUCAAUAUGGCGAUGAAAUUACAAAUAUUGGCUUACAGCGUAAUGAACCUGAUAUCAGUCAUUAUGGCAAUCGUGAUUCUUCACCAGAUUCUCCGCCCUCACAGACAAGCACUAUUUUAAUACGGCCUUUACAUGAGUCUACAUCCCCUAAUAGUGGGUCUUCGGGAAAUAGCCUAAACCAAGACGUUAGUCACGGUCCAAGUGGCGCAUGUAAAAGUUGUAAGCUGAAAAUGAAAAUACCGGAAAUUCCUUCAUUUCAUGGAUAUUCAGUUCGUAAUUUAAGCUCAAACCAAAGAAUGCACGCUUUUUCAGGCGUUUCUGCAAGCAGUGCUAGUAUUCUAGCUCCUACUUCCCGCCAGCCCUUGCAUAUACCAGAAAUACCACCAUUCAGGAAAAAGUCAAACGAUUCUGCUGAACAUACUGGCAGUAGCGCUAGCAGUAGUCCACAGCGCUCACGUCAACUUAUAUUAACACCACCUCCUCAACAGCAUCCAUCAAAAAUACCGGAAAUACCGCCUUACAAACCACGCAAAAUAUCGGCAGAAAGUGCAACACACUUGCACAUAAGCGACAAGCAAUCCAUAAAACCACAUGCUCCUGAGUGGAUGUCACGUUUGAAAGUCAACGACGGUAUCAAUCUACAUAGGAGUAUAGAUUGUAUAGCAAAGGAGUUGACCAGUAAUACCGAUACAAUGGAUAUUUUAAAGCCCGCGCCAUCUUGGAGUAACGUUGCUGUAAAGACCGCCGUUCAACCGCAACAAAUAGCCGCCUCAUCAUCAUCGUCAUCCGGCGGCGGAGGAAGUGCUGGCAGUAGUGGCACAGGAGUUGGCAAUACUACUGGAAGAUUAGCAGAAAACAAUAUAAUAACAUCGGCAUCUAGACCAAGUGUAAGUGGAAUUUCAACAUCAUCAUCAAGUUCAUGGCACCAUCAUUCUCAUCAUCAAAAAGAAGCAGAUAAAGAGCAAGCCUCAACUUCAAGUGCCGGCAAAAACGCAACCAGUAACGCAGGAACAAGCAGUGCUACAACUGAAGAUGAAGCAAAAGCAGCAGAGCUAGCAGCCAAAAAGUCAAGAUUAAAACAGAAAUUGGUGAAAAGUGCUCGGUCUGUAGCUAUAUUUUCCCUUAAACUUAAAGAAAGACGUCAGCGCGAAGCUGAGAAAGCGGCUAUAAUUGCUGUGGAACACGCCAAGGCCUUGGCUAGACUUCCUCCGAUGCCACAGCAUGGUGGUGAACUUUCUUUAAUUCCAAUAGAACAAUUGAUUCAAAUCGAAGAUAUUAAGCCGACAGUUAAAACAACUCAAAUGUCAUCGAUAGCUUCCGCAGCAGCAUCAUCCACUUCAACGUCAACUGCAAAUACAACGCAAACAUCAAGCACAACACACCAUGCAAAUACUGGAAACUUUUAAGAAACAUCGAAAUUAUUAUAUGUAAAUAAUAAAAAUACUCUAAGUUAUUGAAGCUAUCGAAACAAAUUUAAGAUACAUUCUCAACCUAACUUAAGUAUGAAUUAUUCUUGAUGUUAAUUCCACUUCUCUGUCUUAUAUUUGUGUCGAAGGAUUACAUAGUUAAAAUUUUGUUCUUAACUUUCACGAAAUUACGAACCUCGCAUACUUUAUAUUGAGCUUAGUGAAAUAUUCUGUUAUUUCAUCUGUAUUUUACUUUUAGAGAGUUCAGUUAUACUUCUAUUAAACUAAACUUAGUUUAUAGUUAGAAGUUGCUUUUAAGCAUUACAGAAAAUUAUAUAAACCGCUUGAGUACCUUAGUCAAACGCUUAUCACCGUAUCUUAACUAUCUUGAUUACUGUUCACUAAAGUACAAUUUCAGUACUGAAACUGGAUUAUGUAGAAAUCAGUUGAAGGCAAAAUUGUACGUCCCUUCGUCGAGGGUCUGUAGUAUUAUAGAUAUACAUAAGUGGUACUCACGAUCUUGAUCUUGAGCUUGGCAGCCGACGUAACGUAAUAAUGUAAUAACAAUGCAGUUCGACAACAAUAAAAUACAUUGCAUUUUGCACUGUUAUUAUGUUACUUGGUUAUUGAACUCGUUAUUCGAGUUCGUGAGCACCCACUAUUAUUAUUAUUUAGUCUGCAUUACAGAAAAAAUUUAGAAAUAGUUGGAAAUAUUAAAGACAUUUUUU
Messenger RNA from Teleopsis dalmanni, 4783 nucleotides. RefSeq lists its product as uncharacterized. Gene Ontology annotation, biological process: chloride transmembrane transport. Gene Ontology annotation, molecular function: chloride channel activity. The transcript is spliced from 17 exons. The coding region runs from base 180 to 4055 and encodes 1291 amino acids. The record is from RefSeq and is a predicted model, not a curated record. Lineage: Eukaryota; Metazoa; Arthropoda; Insecta; Diptera; Diopsidae. Gene Ontology annotation, cellular component: plasma membrane.